Molecule: messenger RNA, 2163 nt
Organism: Rotaria socialis
Lineage: Eukaryota; Metazoa; Rotifera; Eurotatoria; Philodinida; Philodinidae
Source: the annotation of a GenBank genome assembly
AUGAAUAAUCCAUCGCCGUCCAUAAACAGUCUUUUAUUAAAUUUAAAAUCUAUUGUUGAAUUAGUAAUUAACUUUCACGGUGAUUCGCUAUCAAUACAAUACGGUGCAAUAGAAAGAAUCAGAUCAGCUAUACUUUCAAUUCUAUUGCAUGGUUUUAAACAGCAUGGAAAUGAUACAUUUGAACACGUAUGGCAGUUUAUUGUUCGUUUAAAUUCCAAUUCCCAAAAAUAUAUUCGUCUUUUACAAGAUGUUUAUCAUAAAGAAAAUCUUCGAAUAUCAAUCGAACAAUGGGUCGAUCAAUCCCUAUUAACUGAAUGUUUAUCUCAACAAUUAUCCUUUAUUGAGAAUGAUAUUGAUAUACUUGAGCAAUAUUAUUAUUGUAAUGCUUUUUUGCGAUCAUUACCUUUCCAUCAGGCAUUUCUGACUUGUAUCCAUAGUAUAGAGUCGAAUAAUGUAUCAUUAUUGGCUAAUAUUGACCCAAAAUUGUCUGUUGCUGAACCGGAUCCGACGCCAACAGUAGCAAACACUGUUAUAUAUAGAUCAUUUUCAUCUACAAAAGUUGCUACACUAAAUCAAAAUGUGUCUAAAAGGAUUUCAUCUGUUGAUGAAAGUCAAGAAAUACGUCGCUCCACUGUGAGACCAUUUUCUAUUCAGGAAAAUAAUUCACAGAAUCCUUUUCGUUUUCCGUCAACAAUUUCAUCGAAUGAAUUCACAUUAAGUCAAAGUGGCAAUUUUUCGUAUCCGGAUGAUUAUGGAUCUGGCUCGGAUUCACGUACAGGCUCAUUUUUAUCAAUUGAUCGAUCGCUACCAAUAGGAAGCGAUCAUCGGGCAACAUUUAUCGACGAGGAAGAAUAUCAGAUUUAUGAAUUAACACAACUUCCCACCACUAGUGAUCUAACAAAAAGUAUACGAUUACCCUACUCAUCUUUGUUUUGGCCCAGAAAAGGGCAAACAUUAGAUAAUUAUAUACGUGAAUGUGAUUCGAAGACACGAACCGAUGUUGAAAAGGAAAAUGCUCAUUUUUAUUUUAGUGAAGCAAUUAUAUCUGCUAUUGAAUAUAUUAAAUUUAGUGAGCAAUGCAAAAAAUAUUUCGAUUCAUUCGAUCAAAGUGCUGACACAUUAAAUGAUUUUCAAUGGUCAGGUCAACAAUUCAAUGCAAAGGAAGAUCCAUCAGCGGAAGCAAUAGCAUUGAGUAUUAUGGAAGCAUGGAAAAAUCAUAAGAUACCAACAGCUCAUGAGCUGUUUUGGAUGAUUCCUCAUGAAGAAGAAAUAUCAGAAGAGUCAUCUGCACUGGAAGAUAGUAAAAAAUUUGAUAAAAGUGAUGAUUAUGCUCCUAUUGAAGGUAAUCAACGAAUUUUACGACGUGGUAAUAGUCAUUGGGCGCCACCACGUGAACAAUUGAUCUUUCAUAUUCAUCAAUCUGUCAAUCGUGAUAGUCAAUUAGAAAAGCAAAGUUAUUUAUGUGCUGGUUGUGGGCGUUUUGCUGAAAAAGGUUACGCCCACCGAUUUCGACAUUGCGAAUAUACUGGCAAAUAUUUUUGUCGUGGUUGUCAUUGCGACAAAAAAAUCUAUCUACCAUCAUAUAUAAUACAUAAAUGGGAUUUUUCAAAUAAACAUAGUGUAUCGAAUUUUGCUUUCGAUUAUCUGAAUCGAAUAUAUACAGAAGCCAUAUUUAACAUUCAUGAUCUUAAUCCAAAAUUAUAUGAAAAAAGUAAUAAAUUAAAAGUAAUGAAUGAACUUCGUUGGACACUUUUUUUUCUCCGUCGUUACAUAUUAACUUGUCGGUUUGCUAAAGAAAAAGGAUGUCAGAAAACUUUAGAAUCAAUGCCACCCUAUAUCCAUGAACAACCGCAUUUGUAUUCACUAGAAGAUUUAGUGAAAACAAAACUAGGUGAUUUACAUAAUGAACUGGAGCCGAUUGUCACAAGUUUGAAAGAACAUGUUUUAACAUGUGAUCUAUGCUAUGCUAAAGGUUUCAUAUGUGAAAUAUGUAAAAAUGAGAAAAAUAUUGUUUUUGCAUUUAAUAUUAAAACAACGAGCACUUGUUCGGUAUGUCAAUCGUGCUUUCAUAUUCGAUGUUUUGAAAAAAACAAAUACAAUUGUCCAAAAUGUGAACGAAAUAAACAGAGAAAUAGUCUGACUCCAUCGAAUGCCAAUGCUUGA